Molecule: messenger RNA, 3499 nt
Organism: Mercenaria mercenaria
Lineage: Eukaryota; Metazoa; Mollusca; Bivalvia; Venerida; Veneridae
Exons: 2
Coding region: 295-2856 (853 amino acids)
Source: RefSeq, a predicted model, not a curated record
GUUACCAGACAGAACAACACAACAAUAACAACAAAAAGAAAGAAUUCGGCCGAAACAACUGUCGAAUAACUUCUCCUAAUGGCAAAACAAGACAACAGAGUUGCAAGUGACCAGAAUUCAUGCUCUCCAGUUAAGUUAUAAGAUAGUGCUAAAGAGGAAAGUACAAAAAAGAUGACAACAAGUCUGAAGGAUUCAGAGCUAUCUACUGACCAUUCAAAGUAAGAGCUUAUUGCAAAAUAUGCUGUAAGUGUUCAUGAAGAAGAUAUAACUGCAGCACCUCUAUCUCCUGGGAAAAUGGCAUGUCCAGAGGAAAGGAAAAAUAAAAACAAUGCAUUUAAUUAUUCUAAAGAACUAACAACAUCUUCAAUAAAAGGCAAUAUAAAAAGUGAACAGAGUUUAGAUGCAGCAAAUGAAAUAGACUUUAAAAAUGACUCGCAUGUUUCAAGCAUCACAAAAUCAACUGUUGUGAAAAUUGAAAAUCAAGAUGAGGAAACAUUUAAUUCUUUCAUUAUAGAUUACGAAAAUGACUCUGCACCAUUGAAACAGAUUCCUGCAACUGGUGAACCUCUCUCUAAAUCUAUUGAAGUACAAACUGAUGAAGCAUUUUUCAAAAUUGCAAAUGCUAAGACUAAACAAAAGCAAAAAGCUAAAAGACCUACUUCUGGUUAUAAGAAAAAUAAACCUAGUUGUAAGAAGUCUCCCAAAGUAAAAACAUCCUAUCCAAGGGCCUCAGUAUAUCCUUAUGUAUUAGAACAAGCUAAAAGAUUGUCUGAAAGACCUUUUCCCAUACCAUCAAUUCUUUAUUUUUCUACAACAAAAACAAAAUCAUCGUCAGCAAAUUGUGUGCCAGAAAGAAUUGUGAACCUUGAGGGCAUUAAUGAAAUGGAGAAUAAGGCGGCUCCACAUACCACUUCUACUGAACCAAUAAUUGUGCAUAUUGAAAAGCAAGAAGAUGGAAAACUUGUUGAUUCUUUCAUAUUGAAAGAGAAUGAUAAGGAACACUUAAAACAAAGUCAAGUGGCAAACAGUAAUUCUGAUAAGUCAUUUCAUGAACACAAUAUUUCUAGUAUCUGUGAAAAUCGUAAUUUAACAUCUUUUGAAGAAUAUGAGAAUUACCCCAAUGCUGAAUUAAGAGAAGAAAGAUCUAAGAAUAAAAGAAAAUUUUCAGAUUCAUUUGUAAUUCCAGAAAAUUGCAAAAAUGAUCCAAAACUGGUUGCUGAUGCUGUUGCAGUCAAACUAAGACAAAUGGAAAGGUGCACUGGUGUCAGAAAUGAAUCAGUUGCCACAUUAAGUGAUUCUUUCAAACUUUCUGAAACUAAAUCUGACCAGAAAGUGGAAGUGAAAACAGAAUCAGUAGAGACUGAUGAAGUAAAAUCAGGUCCAGUAGAAACAGGUGUUGCAAAUGAGCCUGUAGAUACCACUGAUGUAAAAGCAGAAGCCAUGGAAACGGAAGACAUUACAACAGAUCUUACAGAAGCAUUAAAACAGUCCGAACAGGAAUGUUCAGUAAGAAAACCUGAAGAGAUUCCUGAAGUAAUGUCAGACCUCACAGAAAAUGAACAAAAAGAGACCAUCAAGAUAAAAUCAGAACCAAUUGAAGAGAAUGAUUUUGGAGUGAAGUCUAUAGAUAUCAUGAAAGGAAACCUGCACCCGGAGAAGAAUUCUAUGAAAGACCCUACAAACCACACACAAGAAAAACUAGAUACCAUGAAAAUGGGAGAAAGUAUUGAUAAGAGUAUUAGUAUAAUUACCCAAACCCCACAGCAAGUCAAAGGUGAUGGCUGUACUUUUGAGUCUCAGUGUGAAGAAAACCAAAGCAAUAUACCCACUGUUGUAACAGAACUAGACUCAAGCCAAAAGAAAUUAAAUAUAAAAUGCAAUCUUUACAAAACAACACAGGUUAAUGCAGAGAAAUUUUUAUCACAGUUAAAAAUAUUUCUAACGCAACAACUGAUUGAGACCCUCACUUUUGAACUUGAAAAUCGAUUAUGUUCACCUAAUUUGUCUGAGCGUAGAAAUGUUACUUUAUAUCAGGGCCUUACUGAUUUAAAAAGGAUGCUAACUGAUAAAUUUAGAGUAUUUUUUCUACGUGAAAUAAAUAGACUUUUGUACAAGUGGGAAAAAAGUAUCUCAGUUAUUACCAAUGAUGAGAAAUUUGAAAUUGUAAACAAAUUGAGUGCAGAUUUGGAAUCCAAAUUGAAUCACCAAAUUACAACACAACUUGAAACUGAUACUGUAAGAACUGCGCUUGAAAUUGCUGAGAGUGCAUUUUUAAAUGGUAAAAUGGACCAAAGAGCAAUACGGGGAAACAAAUUACAAGCCAAGCUUCAGCCACCACAAGCUUUAAUUAAUGGAGCAUGUGGACAAACCCAGCAUUUGGUGAAUCAGAGAUCAGACACAGGUGUUAGUCAAACACAUAUCACAGGCACACAAGUUAAAGUUUUCACUGAUGAAAUACAUGAAAGAAUGAAACAAAAAACGAUUAAAGGAAAGUCUACCACUCAUAAAGGCGUAAAAAGAAAAUGUACAAAACAGAAACCGGUAGAACAAAAGAUUGCAACAUCUCUACAUACUUACGGCUGCAUUUUAUGCGAAGCACCAACAAAAGGCAAAUCAGCGAGUAAUUACAGUUCAUCAGCAACUGUCACAACUCAUUCCACACUUACAAGACUAAGGCCCAGGCGAGUAAAAGUCAAAGACAAAGAAAUAGAAGAGCAGACAUGUGACAAAAGAAAUGACUCAAAAAAUAUGCUGAAAACAUUAGAGCUCAUGAAGGUUUGGACUGUCCCAAAGACUCCAGUAGCAAGUAGCUGCAAGAAUAAGCAGCAGAAAUUAGUGGACUCAAAGCAAAAAUGAAAAUUAAUACAGCCAACAUUCACUACAAAUUAAAAGAAGUACAUUAAGAGAAAACAUUCUUGUUAAAGUAUAAAUUUGUCACUGUUUUAUCAACUUGAAUUACAAUGUCAGAUAGUUUUGAAUAUACUAGUUUGUUAGUAUGAUGAAUAGCGAGUAUAAAAGGAAAAAAUACAGUUGUAAUAUAAGGAAACCUUGUGAUAUCUGUACUAUUUUAUAUAUGUGAAGUAAAUCCUUCAACGUUUUUUUUUUUCCUGAAUUUUUCAUUAGCUAGAUUUUUACACAGGAAAAAAUCUAGUUUUGGCCUUUACAUCUUAAAUCUUAUAAAAAAUAUGCUACUAUCAGUACAGGAGAUUUUUAAUUAAUAGGAUAAUUUUUAACUGAUUUAUUGCUCCUGCAAGAUCAUGCUGAAUUUCACACAAAAAACAGUUUUACAUAUUUUGUAGAUCAAACAGUAGGCAAAAUAUUUGAAGAUGGAUGAGAAUUAUUUUUAUAUUUGUAUUUAUAACAAAAAUUUGAUUAUUUUACUGAUGCUUCUUACCUUUUGUGAAAUAAAUUUAGUGUGACAACUGACCCAAAGUCAGUGCAUGGUCACUUUAAGGUAGGUCACAAAGGUGGCAUGUUGAAAUAAACCUUGUUAUUACUA